Macadamia integrifolia is the source of this 1356-nucleotide messenger RNA. RefSeq lists its product as uncharacterized. The record is from RefSeq and is a predicted model, not a curated record. The transcript has 2 exons. Bases 478 to 1356 code for a protein of 292 amino acids. Lineage: Eukaryota; Viridiplantae; Streptophyta; Magnoliopsida; Proteales; Proteaceae.
UAUUACAUCAAUUGGUAUCAGAGCAUGGCAGAGAAUGAGUCACAGUGGCCGCCACCUCCACCUGAUCCAAUGGCAAAAGUCAUUGAGAUGCUUCAACAGCUCUCUACUGGACAGAAGAUCAUAAGUGCGAGGUUGCAAUCACUUGAGAAUCAAAGUACUACUCCAAUAUGAGGUAGCAAUGUACCAUUCGAAAGGGAGGACAGGUAUCAACUACAAUCUGCUGUGCAUCGUCAACAUAGGAGAAGUGCUGAAAGGGCACAACAAAGAACCCCUACAGCACCACCUACCUUUGAGGAGCAUGUAAGAUCUUAUUUCAAUGGUGAUCUUGAAGCACCCCGUCGACGUGCUGAUGAAUCACAGAAGGUCAAGCUUGAAUUAAAGGAGUUCAGCGACAAGCAUGAUUCCCAGGUAUUUUUUGAUUGGUUGGUUACUUUAGAUAACUACUUUGACCGGUUUGAAUUAUCUGAGUCGCACAAGAUGAACCUAGCGCAUACUAAGCUAGUUGGGUCAGCCCGCGAGUGGUGGAGAACCAAAGAAAAGGAUCUAAAAGAUCAUGGUAGAUCUCCCAUUACUUGGGAAGAAAUGAAGUACGAGUUGGCGGGCAUGUGCCUAUCUAAACAUGAACGAAGAAUGUACUUCCCUCCACCCGAGUCCCCUUUAAAGUCUUCUUUAGAUUUCCAAAAACCACCCACUGGUGACAAGAGCAUGAAAGAAUUAACAGACCACAUGGCCAUUCUUGUACAAUAUGCAAAGGAGCAACAUGAGAAGACACCUCCCAUCACCGAACCAAAGUCAGAAGUUGAGGUUAGUGUGGAAGAAAUUCCAACAAUUUCUACUGUCAAAGAGGGGUUAGACAAUGAUGAUCCCAUCAUUGAGACUUAUGUGGAAGAAAUCGACAUUGAAGACAUUGUUCUUGAAAAGUUGGAGCUUAUCCCUCAAGUCUUUGCCAAGGAGAUUACCAAUGUUGAGGACUCUAUGGAUUCAACAUUCACUACCUAUAUUGAUUCAGAGGAUGAUCAUGUAGAGUUCAUUAUGCCACCAUGGUUCUUUGAAGAGAAAACUCCACACAUUAAAGACUUUAUCCCCAACGUUCCUACAUCACUCGAGUUUUGUUUGGGAAUGGUUAAAGCUGCUACUCACAUGUGGUUUCCCCCUCAUCACUACAAAAUUCGAGGGCGAAUUUUUUCAAGCUGGGGAGAGUUGAUGCAGAUUUAUCACCAAAUUGGGCUUGUUUUCUUAGGAAUAAGUCUAUGGUUGGGUUGUAUGCAUGUUGGGCCUUUGGUCCAAGGGUUUUUUAAUGUAAUAGGCCACUUUAAUAGUUUAAUUAGUUACUAUGGUUUACAUGUUUUGGUCUAG